Molecule: messenger RNA, 3498 nt
Organism: Dissoconium aciculare CBS 342.82
Lineage: Eukaryota; Fungi; Ascomycota; Dothideomycetes; Mycosphaerellales; Dissoconiaceae
Exons: 2
Coding region: 92-3265 (1057 amino acids)
Biological process (GO): formation of cytoplasmic translation initiation complex; translation reinitiation
Cellular component (GO): multi-eIF complex; eukaryotic translation initiation factor 3 complex, eIF3e; eukaryotic translation initiation factor 3 complex, eIF3m
Molecular function (GO): mRNA binding; translation initiation factor activity
Source: RefSeq, a predicted model, not a curated record
AAAUUCAACACAACCGUCCACCUUGGUCGAGAAUAGCAUAAACACAUCAAUACAAAGGCGAGAGGCCAAGACCUCAUAGGUCCAUAUAAUCAUGCCUCCACCACUUCCCAACACCAACGCCCUGCGCAGGGCCAACGAACUCAUCGAUGUCGGCCAAAAGCAAGCGGCUCACGCCGUAUUGCUUGAGACGGUCACCAGCAAGCGCACGAGAAAUACCACCAUUGCUGUACUGGAGCCGGUGAUGCUCCUGUUCGUUCAACUUUCCGUCGAACUUCGCAAGGGCAAGGCCGCCAAGGAUGGUCUCUACAACUAUAAGAACACUAGCCAGAACACAAAUGUCGCCACAAUCGAGCUGGUGUUCCGAAAAUUCAUUGAGCUGGCAGAGGAGAGGGUACAGGAGGCUCAGAGCAAGGCGGAUGAGGUGUCAGCCCAGGAAAGCACUACCGACUCUGGGAGCUCUUUGGUCAAUGUGGGUGAUUUGGAGGCCAUGGAGACACCAGAGUCAAUCCUGCUGUCGACGGUAUCAGGCGAGCAGUCGAAGGACCGGACAGACCGCGCCAUCGUUACACCAUGGCUCAAGUUCUUGUGGGAAACCUACAGGACCGUUCUUGACAUCUUCAAGAACAACGCCCGCCUGGAGGUCAUGUACCAAACCACUGCUCACCAGGCCUUCCAGUUCUGCUUGAAGUAUGCCCGCAAGACCGAGUUCCGUCGUCUCUGUGAGCUUCUGCGAAAUCACUUGCAGAACGCUGCCAAGUACUCGCAACAGGUCCAUGCCAUCAACUUGAGCGACCCAGACACGCUCCAGCGUCAUCUCGACACGCGAUUCAUGCAGCUUAACGUUGCCGUCGAGCUCGAAUUAUGGCAGGAGGCGUUCAAAAGUGUCGAGGAUAUCCACACUCUUCUCAGCCUCUCAAGAAGAUCCCCCAAGAACUCGAUGAUGGCCAACUACUACGAGAAGCUUACCCGAAUCUUCCUCGUCAGCGAGAACUACCUCUUCCACGCUGCAGCCUGGAGCCGAUACUACAAUCUCCUCACGCUUUCCGCUCGCCAGGUCGCUGUAGGCGCCUCCAAGAAAGACAACCCGGCCAAUAUUGGCGAUGCCGAUCUCUCCAAGGCUGCUUCUUUCGUGCUGCUCUCAGCUCUGUCGAUCCCUGUUAUCAGCACCUCGAGAUCUCGUGGUGCCCUGAUGGAUGCAGACACUGCCCGCAGCAACAAGAACCAGCGUCUCACAAACUUGCUUGGCAUGAAUAGCCCACCAAGCCGAAGCAUUCUCUUCAAGGAUGCCCUCAACAAGGAUAUUCUGCAGCGUGCACGACCAGAAAUCCGCGAUCUUUACAACAUCCUCGAGUCCGAUUUCCACCCCAAAUCGAUCUGCACCAAAGUUUCACCGAUUCUUGCUCAAAUUGGCGCUGAUGAGGAGAUGAAGAAGUACGUCCUGCCACUUCAGCAGGUCAUUCUCACCCGUCUCUUCCAACAGCUAUCUCAAGUCUACACCGACGUCAAACUCGGAGAAGUUCUCAACCUCGCACAAUUCCCUGACCCAUUCCAAGUUUCAGCCGCGACCAUCGAGAAGUUCAUCAUGAAUGGUUGCAAGAAGGGUGACCUGUCCAUCCGUAUCGACCAUUCCACUGGUAUCCUGACUUUUGACUCUGAUGUUUUCUCCUCUGCAAAGGAUCUGCACGCUGGGUCCGCUGCCGGCUCUGCCGAGUCAGACGCAGGAUCUGUACAGCGUCUGCAGAGCACUCCUGCCGAGAUUGUGCGUUCUCAAAUUUCCCGUUUGGCGAAGGCGUUGUACGUUGCUGCACAAUACGUUGACCCGUCGUUCAACGAGGAGCGUCAAAAAGCCAAGGUUGCUGCACUCAAGCGAGCCGAGGCUGGCGCUGCUGAAGAGCACACUCAAAUGAUCGCUCGUCGCGACAUCAUCCAGAAACGCAAGGAGACGCUCGUUAAUAAUCAGCUCGCACGGCAACGUGAAGAGGAGACUAGGAAGAAACUUAAGCAGCAGGAGAUGCUUGCUGCCGAGACUGAACGUCUCGCACAAGAAACGAAGGACCGUGAGGCGAAACGAUUGGAAGCCGAGAGAAAGAAAAUCCAACGUGAAGAGGCCGAGAGGCAGUUGGAAGAGCUCAAGAAGGGCGUCAAGGGUGUCGAUAUCUCUGGACUUGACAUUGACGAUCUCGACACCAGCCGAAUUCGUAUGCUCAAGCUACAGGCUUUGGAACGUGAGAAGAACGAAAUUGGCGAGAAGCUGAGGAUUGCUGGCAAGCGAAUCGAUCAUCUCGAGCGAGCUUACCGAAAGGAAGAGGUCAAGCAUUUGGCCGAAGAUUAUGAAGCUCAACGGGGGCGCGAUCUCAAGGCGUACGAGGACAGCAAAUCCGAAACGCUAGAGACAGCCGCACGAAAGCACAAGGAGGAUGUGGCACUCAAGCAUCGUCUCAGCCGACUGGUCACCCCCUACGAAGCGUUCAAGCAGGACAUUACUCAACAGCGUCACGCUGACUUUGAGAAGCGACGCAAGGCCGCCGAGCGUGAGCUCAGCCAGAAGAUGGAGCAACGACGCAAGGACGUACGCGAGCAAAGAGCUGCUGCCAAGCAACGACAGCGCAUUGAGGAGGAGGAAGCCGCUCGGGCGGCUGAGGAGAAGCGGAUCAAGGACGCCGAAGCCAAGGCCGAAGCCGAGAAGCGCCGUCAAGAGCGACAGGAGGCCGCACGGAAGCAACUUGAACGUGAGGAAGAAGCCGAACGCAAAGCACGAGAGCGAAAGCUGGGUGGUCGCGCGCCCGAACGUGCCCCGGAACGACCUACAUUUGAACGUCGCGCUGACGCCGCCCCAGCUGCGCCCGCUGCUGAGGAAGAACGCCCACGCCGUCUGCAGCUUGCUGGUAACACCGGUAAGCCCACCUGGCGUGAGCGUGAAGCCGCAAAAGCCUCUGGUCAGACUUUGCCUGGAUCCGAAAGCGAGGCACCAUCACGCCCAUCCGCUCCCCCUGCUGAACCUAGCGCCGCUCCACCAGCCACCACCGCUGCAGCACCCGCUCCGGCUACACGCGGAGGCUACGUGCCACCGCACCUCCGUGGCAAGCAAGCCGAGGGGGACGCUCCACCACCCGCUCCUGCCGCCGCGUCUGCAGCUUCAACAGAGAAAUGGCAACCUCGUCGUCGCCCCGAGGGCGAGACGGCAGAUGCACCUGCGCCUUCCGGUGGUGCGUACCGCCCGCCCGCUGCUAGCGGUGGAGCGUACCGACCUCCUGGACGUCGAUAAAUGGAUACAUGUGUUUGAGGGGUUGUCCACGUUUGGCACGGUGAAUGGUUUGUUGCUGUUUGUUCAAAGAAAGACUACAUCGUCUGAAGGUAGAGAGGUUCUGAGGCCUAUGGGUCUUAGUAUGCAGGGAAGACGUGGCUUCAUCACGCAACAUGAGAAAAAUGAAAAGACUUUCCGAUCCUAUUGUCAUUUGCCCCUUUCAGGCGUAGUCGUCUGUCCAGGUGCUUCUGUCU